AAAUCAGUCAGUUUUGGCAUAGUUAAUUGUCCAAUCAGUGAAGUUUCAACUCGAAAUAAUCAUCCCAGUCCCUGUGUGGAAUAUUUACACUGAUAAGACAACAUUUCUGUGAUAUUCGGGAUGAAUUUGAACUCUCAUUCAUAUGAUUCGCUCAAUGAAAUGCCUUUCAGUUUCUCUUUUCAACUGUGAAUUAGUUUCAUUAGAAUCCAUCUAUCAAUUUGAAAUGAUAUAUUCUAACAAAAUUUCAGCUAUCCACUGAAUAUCACCAAUGAAUGCGCAUAUAUUUGAGAAAAAAAACAGAAUGCUAGCAAUAUCUUUUGUUCAUUUAUACAUGAAAUUUCAACUAACCUAUGAAGUACAUAAUGAACAGAAUGGAUAUACCUUUUCUGCUAAAAAUGAAAACAUUCACUAAUUCAGGCGCAGUACAACAUGAUUGUCAUUCACAUCAUAUAUGGAAACAACACAAACUUCCAUUGAUCAAAAAUCCAUCUGAAUCGUAUAUAGGCUACGAUGAAUGCUUUGGACUAAAAACUAAUCCCCUGAAUACUACAGAACCAAACAGCACUGAAUUAAUCCAAGUGAUUGGACUGAUUUGGACAGGAAUUGGUGUAGUCGGUUCAAUUAUCACAAUAUGCAGCAUGUUAACCGCUAUAUUCCUUUAUACUUUAUAUCCAUGUUUACGAAAUUUUCGAUUCAAGUUACAUCUUCACUUAUUCUUUGCAUUAUUAAUGGAGUCAAUUGCCCAACUAAUCUUAUCUUGCCUACUGUUAAGUAAAUCUGAUCAAAUGUCUGUUAAUAAUACUGGAAAUAGAUCCACUUAUCAAGCAGUACUGAUUCAAAAGAAUGUGAAUAGUUAUAAUUCAGAAAAAUUAAAAUAUUCAAUUAUUCAGAAAACUAUGAUAAUCAUCUGGGAAUUAAGUCAGACCUGUGUUUUCACCUGGACAUUUAUAGAAGGAUUUCAUAUUCAUGAAUUAAUCGUUGUAUCAGUAUUUCAAACGUCAGUAAAUAUGUAUCCUUUAAUGUUUGCAGCGUGGAUUGUACCUAUUUUUAUAACGGGAUUAUGGUUAAUUGCUUGGUUGUGCAUAAAUACAACAGAUGUAAACUGGUCUUUUUAUACGUUUCAUUCAACUUACUGGAUACCGAAUAGUUUCAGAUUAGUUCUAUUAUCUAUGAAUAUGGCUUUUCUUAUCAACGUAAUCCUAGUUCUUGUCAGAAGAUUUCAGACUAAUGAAGCACCAGAAAUUCAAAAACUAAGAAAAGCUGUCAAAGCUACUGUUCUCUUAAUGCCAUUACUUGGAAUUACAAACUUUAUUGUACUCUUACCAGAACCAAAUAAUGUAUUUGGAUUUUUUAUUAUUUGUGGAUUGCGUAAAGUUUUGCCAACAUGGCAAGGAUUUACUAUAUCUAUGAUUUAUUACUUUAUGAAUAAAGAUGUUCAAAGAUGUAUACAAAUGUCAAUUCGAAAAUUUAAACAAAAGCAUCAAAUCAAGUAUCCGAAUUAAUCCUCGUUACCUUACAAAUUCCUUACAACUAACCACAGCACCAACAAAUAAUCUUACAUAACUUGUAAUUGAAGAAAAUUUUAUUAUUAAAUUAUAAUCUAUCCUAUUUUAUGAUAACAAAAUAUCUAUAGCCAAUGUAUUUUCAGUCGGCAUUCUAAUUAUAAUAAUUAUUAUUAUUUUUCCCUUGG
Molecule: messenger RNA, 1690 nt
Organism: Heterobilharzia americana
Lineage: Eukaryota; Metazoa; Platyhelminthes; Trematoda; Strigeidida; Schistosomatidae
Source: the annotation of a GenBank genome assembly